Molecule: messenger RNA, 1377 nt
Organism: Diachasma alloeum
Lineage: Eukaryota; Metazoa; Arthropoda; Insecta; Hymenoptera; Braconidae
Exons: 1
Coding region: 1-1377 (458 amino acids)
Source: RefSeq, a predicted model, not a curated record
AUGGUAGACAGUGUCAUCCAUUCCGAUGAGCCUCAACAAUUAAAGAAGAGAGUUACCCCGUGGUCGAGCAGUUUUGAGCUGAACAAAAGAGCAGUUUUGUUCAGGCUACAACUGAAUCGGUUAAAGAAUCUGGAGAACCUCAUCGGGGAACUCAACACAGAGGAAAUCGCUAGCCUGACCACAGAUGACAUUGAGGCCCACCAAUGCAUCGUGGAAACCCAAUGGACGAAUUUCUCAUCGUACCACGAGGCACUAAUCGACGGUGUCAUCGAAGACGUCCUCAAUUUUGUGGAGGACGCCUUCCAGCAGGCUCUCAACGCAUAUUCAAAGGCGGUAAAAAAGCUUGGGCGGAUCAUGGCUCAACUUCGAGCUAAGGAACGAGACGAGAUAUCAUCAGGAACAUCAUCAUCGAGUACUCUUCGGAGAAUUGACAUCCCGGAGUUCUCUGGGAAGUACACCGAAUGGAAGGCCUUCUACGAUAUCUUCCUCUCCCUCGUUCACGAGAACCCGAAGAUGGCAGAAGUGGAGAAGAUGUUGAGGCUGAAGGGCGCCCUGAAGGGCCAGGCGGAGGCGCUCAUCAAAAAUAUCGGAGUUGAGGCAGCCAAUUAUUCCAUCGCCUGGAGGAAAUUCAUCGCACGUUACGAGAAUUCGAGGCUCAUAAUGGCAUCUCAUCUGAAUCGGAUCCUCAACAUGGAGCAGCUCAAGGAGAAGUCAACUGCAGGGUUGUUGGCCAUCGUCAACAAUACAACGGAAGCCCUGGAGGCGUUGAAGUCAUUGGGGGCUCCCACCGAACACUGGGACAUCAUCGUGACCCACAUCAUGAGGAGAAUUAUCGACGCAGACACCAGGAAACCCUGGGAGGAGAAACUGGGGGACUCAACACAACUUCUGGAGCUAAAGGCCUUCCUGGAGUUCCUCAAAGCUAGAGCACGCACCUUGAAUAACGUGGAACAGGAGGAGCACAACGGAGCUCCAACGAAGCCAGCACCCAAGCCGAAGCCGACGGUGAAGGUGUACCAGGUGUCAUCAGGGAAAUCAUCGGGGAAAUCAUUAACAACCCCAUCCAGCAAAUCAACGGAGCCUCCAUCAGCCAAAAGGAACUGCAUUGCUUGCGGCGGGCCUCAUUGGAUCGGGGCUGAAUGCCCGAAGUUCAUCUUUUGGAGGCCACAUGAAAGGAAGCAGUUCAUGGAGAGCAACGCCCUGUGCUACAACUGCAUGGGCCCCCACCGAGCACACAAGUGCAAGAGUGACCGGAGGUGCAAGACGUGUCAGGGACUGCAUCAUACGUUCAUCCACAACGCCCCAGUCACAGCAGGACAGUCAACGGUGGACUCAUCAGGAGCCUCGACAUCAUCAAACCCCAACAGAAGCGGUUGA